AUGAGAUACUUCGAACCCUGUUCAGCUACGGCUUCCAUGCUAUUAUACGGACAGGGCAAUUCGGUUGUUGUCGCACACCAUGAUAGUCUAACGAUAGAAAGGCGCUUUUCGCGGCAUGCCGCCGAGAUACAGUUGCUGGCGGUUGAUACACAAAGCGACAUUGGAGCAGGGCGCUUGGUUGUGAGCUAUGAUGUGGAUAUGACCGCGAUCGUUUGGGACUUGUUGACAGGCGACGAAGUGGCUCGCUUUGCCUCCUACGAGAACUUGACUUGUGCAGCCUGGAUGAAAAAUGGAAAUGUUGCCUUUGGCAAUUCCCAAGGAAACAUUAUUCUAUUUGAACCAACAACUUCGGAGCAUAUUUCUGCCAGAACGAUAGACCAGAUCACUGUCACGGCACUUGCUCCCGCGGCAGACUGCAGAACAUUCGCCAUCGGUUAUCAAAAUGGAUCUCUAUUAAUUGCAACUCUUCAACCAAGAUUUACCAUUCUGCACAAUUUGAGCACCUCAAGAUCACCAUCGCCAAUCGUCAAUUUGGCCUGGCACGCUUCAUCGGCACGCCAGAAAGCAGAUAUGCUGGCAGUGCAGACCAACGACGGUGAUCUUCGGGUUUGGAGUGUGGCAAAAUCCUCAAACAGCAACGAUCCCGCAAAGGUGGUAAGGAUACUAAAGCGGACAGAAAAAUAUGAGAAUGGUCCCAACUGGAUGGGCUGGUCGAAGAAUGGCCGCAUCAUUCAGUACUCGGAAAAUGAGACCCUCUCCUGGGAUGUCCGCACAAAGCACGUCACAUAUGACAGCAUACCGACCCUCGAUCAUGUGAGAGGCCUCGCCGUCUACGGGCCCGGCGCCACCUUGUUUACCCUCGGUGCCAACAACACGGUGCAGCAAUUCGAUCUUAACACCCCUUCCAUGAUGGUGGCGAACGUGCAGCACCCUGCCAACCUAUUGCCACCGUCUCCUCCAGUGUCUAUCGAAGAACAAUCCGAGCAAGGUAUCGUUGUCAUUGCCGCCGACUCCGACUCUGUGUCCGUCCCAAUCAACUCUGAGGUGUCCGAGAGCGAUGAUGACCACAUGUCGCCAUUGGCCAGGAUUGCUCGGGGCUCAGGCUCGUCGGUUGGAGAUUCAGUCGAUCAAGAUAGGUACUUGACGGCAAGCCCUGCGUCUACAAGAUCAUCGACCGUGUCGAGAUCUACUGCCGACUCGGGCACACAUGGACGCUACCAACCUUCAGUCAUCUCACGUGGCAUGACUGAGAACACUUACAUAUCUGCUGGGUCUUCCCUGCGGUCGUCUGCGUUGCCGCCUUAUGGUGACAAGGAUGCAUACUCAAUCAGCAGCGUCAGCUCUGCGUCAAUAACCUCUUCCUCGCGGGCUUCACGACGCCGUCCUUCCCGGCUAAGGAAUGAAGUUCCGCGGAGCCCAGAGGACAACAAGGUCCAAGACUUGUUCAAAUUCACCCGAAGCCGUCUGCAUGAUAUACCCUAUAAGCGAGUACCCCUGGUCGAUCAGACCCGUCUGACCAACGAUGACCUACGACGGCAGAUGCUCAGCAUUAUCUUCGGGUGGAACAAGGAAAUUGGGGACCUCGUACGGGAUGAGAUGUCGCGCCAUCCCACUGGUUCUCCCAGUCGUAUUCUCUUGGCAAAGUGGCUGGGGGAUAUUGAGUCGGAUGUCAUGGAAGCUUCGUCGGAGAAUAUGACAUCGUCAGACUGGAUGUUGCUGGCUUUGAGCGGGAUCGGCGGUCAGGCUUCUCAGCACAAGCUUGGGCGGGCUUAUGUGCAACGCCUUUUGGAGAGCGGCGAUGUACACCAUGCAGCGACCAUCAUGAUUGGCAUGGGAGACCACAAUGAUGCCAUCGAGAUCUACGUCUCGCACAAACGAUACAUGGAAGCCUUGAUCUUGCUUUGUCUGUUCUUCCCCUCAGUGUGGGAACGUCAACGCCAAGUCAUUAAGAAGUGGGGAGAAUUCGCCAUCCAGCACGGCCAACAGCAAUUGGCAAUUAGAUGUUUUGCCUGCACCGGAGCAGAGUCAAGUGAACCCUGGGCGUCUCCUUCGGCUGCCCAAGUUACAUUCCAGAGCCUGAAUGCAAGCAUCCCUGAGAUCUUGAGCCCGCCAUUGUCUCCGCCUGGUCUCAAUCGCGGACCUCAACGAAGCAUUGCAAAGUCUUCGGCAUUGAAACUCAUCACGUCUUUUGGCGACCAUUCUCAGAAGUCCAAAUUCUUCGCUGCUGGUGAUGAUGGGCAGACGCCGAUUGCGGCGGGUGUUACCCCUAUUGCCGAGUCAGCUGUCGGUGAUCCAACGACUGCGUUCCUCAAACCCUCAUCUCGGAGCGCGUUGAACACGCCUGCGUCGGCUAGACCAGGCGGCGGCUUUACUGGCCGGAACCGUCUGCCUUCGAUUGGUGAGGUGCGUGGUGAAAUAAUGCCGGUGGUGCAACCGGCGGAACCACGCCGGGCACCGCGAGGUCACUCGCGCAAGUCGUCUGCGGAGGAGCAGUACAAUGCGGGCUUGUUACUCGCAAGAGCGGCCACUGCAAGUCCCAUGAUGAUGAGAGAAAACCACCGCAAGAGGGACCCUCCGCCUCCGUCGCCGUCGCCGGAGUCCUUUGCUGUGCUGAUGACGCAAGGCCGCACCAGCCGCAACGGCGCUCGGGAUCGUGUGCCGGACGGUAUCGACCUGAAGCUUCGUUCCCUCGAUGCCCAAAUGGCGUCUGCUGAUAUUACGUCGCCUGAGCAGUCUGUCACGUCGGCUGCUCGCUUUCACUGGCCCAAACGCCGCGGACCGGGCUCCAUCGCCAGUUCCGUCACGGCCAGUUCCGUCACGUCCACUUCGAGCGUAGGAGGACGCAGCCAACGAAGCCACACGGCCGGUAGGACGCUCGACGAUUAUAUACACAGCCUAGACUCGGCCCAAAACUAUGCCAAGAAGGGCCGAAGUCGCGAGAGGAGCCGUCAUCGUACAGACAAGCAUCACACUCGCAGCCGCGACAAUAGCCGGUCGCAUAAGGACAACAUCAGCGAGACUGCUUCCGACAGGGGUCGCUCGGUUGCGAGGCAGUGGACACCCAAACCGGCGAAGCGUUCCCCAACUUCACCAGUGCCCAUGUCCCCCGAAGAUCUCAUCAAUCUAAGCACUCCCAAGGUUGCCGACAUCAAACUGAGCGACGACUCUGUUGUACCCAUGCAUCUCGACAUGGUGGAGCCCUCGACGAUUCGUAAAGCCAGCCAGAUCAGACACGCUUCGCAGAUAUCCAGCCGUGCAUCCAGCCGCAACCGCCGCGAGGGAAGACCCGUCUUGGAAAUCCGCACCAGAAGCAAGAGCCGAGGUCGAUCUCCUUCGUCGCCGGUGCCCAUGUCGGCUACCCGUCACUUCUACGGGUCCGAUGAUGAUGAGGACCUCAAGGCCGCUUUGGAGGCUCAGGAGUCUUUCAGGGUGCGCCACAACAAGAGCCGUGGUCUCAGGGAGCCUGCGUCUCCUGCUGUCGCCAAGAAGCGCCGCGACCGAUCCGAGAGUCGACACAGACAGAACAAGGCCCCAGGGGAGCUAGAACUUGAUCCCGAAGCUCCUGUGCGGCAAAUGUCUCAGACACCGUCGGAGCCCGCACGCGCUGGGGACUUGAAGCAGAUUCUGACCGACAGACAACUGAAGAAGGAACAGGCUGCUCGUGAGCUUGAGGAACGUCGCAAGUCUCUGGCCCGCCGCCCAUCAGCUCCGUCCAUUCCGCAUCCUGAUGUCCUGUCUCCCAUAAGCUCUCGUCCCCCCACAGCCUUCGAGCUUCCCAAGACAACGUUUGUACCUGCCCAGGAGCCUCCGCAGCGAAGCCAGACUGCCGACUUCACCAAGACCUCGUCGUAUAUGCGAAGCGGCAACAAGCCAGUCAUAGGCCUUCCAGCAACCCCCAAGGCCAUGAGGCUUCAAUUCGACACAGACCUCACCAGGGGCCAGCCUGCAGUCCCACAUAUCCCUUCAGCGUAUACCAAGCGGUCGCCGUCGUCGUCUGGCCCUGCAUCACCCAACAAGCCUGCUGAUAGAUCGCCGGUGAAGGAGCAAGAACAGGAGGUUCCAAGCUUACUAACCCUGCUUCCGGCGACUGUCUACUCACCACCUUCUCGUCCACCUCCUCGGUGCAUGUCUGCGCCCCCCGAGGAGCCUCGGGUGCCAACGAAUCUCGGUAGCCACCCAGGUUUUCAGACUGCCAACACCCCUACGCGGAGAGGUUCCGUUUCGAGGAAGCUGAGCAGUCCUGAGGCCCACACCCAGGGCUCGCUGAUCAUUGAUGGUGGGAGACACUCGAGAAGAGCAUCGAGGGACCACCAGAUCCCACCGCCACCUCCUCCGCCUCCCCCGCCGGUCCUGAGGGAACUACAGCACCUGGCUAGUCCGCCGCCGCCGCCCCCUGCACCUUUUCCUGGCGUGAGAUCAAACGUCGCUGGCGGUCAGGGUACCAUAGAGAUCGUCAUGGACGAAGACGACAACUACUACCCUACCGCUGCUCCACUGGUCGAUUCCACCGUGCCAAUCAUUGCCGCUCCAAACCCUCCUGGCUCACGUAGUAGCCAUGCCCGAGGUCGCAGCGUCACGGAGAAGAAUGAGAAGGAUAACAGCAUCGCUGGUCGAAUGAGUCGAGCCGCCGAGCGCAUGCGAUCUGGCAGCCGCGGUCGCAACAGCUCAGUUCUUGGAUCUCGAACCAAAUCCCCCGAAACCACAUCGCCUUACGAGAGCGUGCUGUCACCAGUCAGCUACAACGGACCUCCGGUUUCCAUGAACAACGGCCAGCAGCAAACGGAGCGACACCCUCGUGAAGUCCGCGCAGCAUACCAGCAACAGCAACAGCAGGGCUAUGGAACUGGCCUAAUCAAGAGCGAGAUGAUUUGA
Messenger RNA from Pseudomassariella vexata, 4872 nucleotides. RefSeq lists its product as uncharacterized. The record is from RefSeq and is a predicted model, not a curated record. Gene Ontology annotation, biological process: positive regulation of transcription by RNA polymerase II. Gene Ontology annotation, cellular component: nucleus. NCBI's taxonomy places the organism in Eukaryota, Fungi, Ascomycota, Sordariomycetes, Amphisphaeriales, Pseudomassariaceae. Gene Ontology annotation, molecular function: transcription factor binding. The transcript is spliced from 6 exons. The coding region runs from base 1 to 4872 and encodes 1623 amino acids.